AUGGAAGUUUUCACGAAAGAUGAUUUUAGUCUAAGUAGUAAGAAUCGUAAAAAAAAAAGAAGAAGAGCAGUGAAACUGUGUUCAAAUUGCAGGGCUAGGAAGACUAAAUGCGAUCUCAAGAGACCAACUUGUACAACCUGCUUGGUAAAGGGAAUAAAUCACUGUGAAUAUACAGCAUCAAACCCGUAUGCUGUUAAUUUAGAUAAUGAUGGAGCUAGAGUCCUUGAGAAAGAAAAUGAUAAUUUAAGACUAAAGAUUAAAAAAUUGGAAAAGCAAAGUGAUCCACAGGAUCCAAUAAACAGCAUUAAAAUUGACGUGGAACAAUUUCAAACUAUUUUCGCUAAAGAAACUCGUUCAAUUUUCUGCGGUCCUACUUCCAUUAGGAUUUUUUUACAGAACCUGAUGACAAGUGAUUAUUACAUGUCGAAGUACAAAUCGGUCAAAGAGCAAAGAAAAGAUUGGAAGUUUAUGCAUAGACCAAAAUCGGUUCAACCCAAUAGUCUAAUACAUGCAACUCCCAUAGGCGUCCUUAUAGAACUAGAAAACUUUCUUCCAGAGUAUUCGAUAUUGUUAGAAUACGUAAUGCAAUUUUUUAAUGGUUUCUGGUUCAGAUUUUUGCCUAUUGUUGAUCGAGAUGAGGUUUUGCAAACUUUUAGAACUCAGUUUAAAUUAUCCCACAGUAAUAUGAGAUACGAAAUCGUUAUGCCAGAUAAUUCGCAAGGCUUUGCCAGUCUUGCCUUAUUAUUGACGAUCCUUAAAUUUUCUCUAAAUUCAGACUCGCAUCUGUAUGGCGUAACUUUCAACAAGUUCGAAGAUGAGAACGAUAUACUAUUAGAGUUUAUUACAAAAUUAUUAGAUCAUGCUCAGUAUUUAAUAAAGACUACUUUGCCAUCCCUACAAGCGCUUUUAAUGUUACGCAUUUUCAAAAUGUUUAAUACAAAAGAUGGUGAUGGUGGUGACGGAAGCAAUGGCAAUAUAACUUUUGCAAUAUGCUUUGAAAUGGGAAUUACAUUGGGUUUACACCAAAACAUCGACAGAUUAUAUUACAAAAAAUCAGAUAAUAACAGAAGUGUUUUGAAGAAUCUUUGGAAGCAUUUGCUUUUUUAUGACACCAUUAACUCAUUUAAUCUAGGCGUACCUUUUCAUCUUUCAAAUAAGUGCUUGAGGAAAGAUCUCUUAGAUAAAGAUGACAUACUUGUUGGAACAACAUUAAUGAUGAGAAAAUACUUGAAUAUAAUUCUAUCACCAAAUUUAACCUAUUACGAUGUUAUGACUUCUUUGGAAGAUGUGAGAAGCUUUGUCUGCAAAAGUUUUAAACCUUCGUUUGAAUUAAUAAGAGAGUUUGGCACUACAUUUAGUUUGGAUGCUUCAUAUGAUAUAGUAUUACAAUUCUUUUUAUCAAAUUAUUUACUUGCAAUGAUUCAACACGGAUACUCCUUAUUGUAUUACGUUUUGAAAGAUACAAAUAAGGAGUUAAGUAGAGGGUCUCAUAAUCUUGCAACUAAAUACGCGAUGCUAUUGGUUAUACCAUAUGUUGAGUUUAUUAAGAAAGCGAAGCUUCUAGACUCUGGAAUUUAUUCGAGAGCAACCAGAAAUGAGAUUUAUACUUUUCUUAUGGGAAUGGAAAGUAAAUGGCGAGCCAUGGUAUUUUGCUUUUUUUCAUUACUUACCGUUAUGAAGUCUGAGAAGAAAAAUGUCGAAAACAGUAUAACAUUAAACCAUUUUGUUCUAAAGUUAUCUGAACUUACAGUUACGGAGAAGGAAACCCAGAAUAUAUAUGAUGAAGAAUACGGAGAGACAAAAAAUGCAAUAUCGCUAAUCAUGGUAAUAACUCGUUAUAUUGAUAUGUUGGUCUUCUUGGAUACUAAUGGAGAAAAAAAACCAGGGAAUCUUGUGAAGUGUAUUAAUAAUUACAGCUUAUUUCUCAUAAAUGCUUUAGUUAACAGUUUUAAAUUAUUUUUAGAGCAAGAACCUAAAUUUAAACUAACACCGGAUUUUGAUCAAAUAAAGAUAGAUAUAAUUUAUGACAUUAUAGAGGAAUCAUAUCCAAGUUAUGUGAAUAUUAAAUCAUCUUUUGAUCCUUUGUCAGUUCUAAAUGUUUUUGAAGAAGAGUUGGUAGACUAUUUUAGAAAUGAUUUUUUUGCGCUUUAG
This is a messenger RNA of Priceomyces carsonii, 2151 nucleotides long. RefSeq lists its product as uncharacterized. Gene Ontology annotation, biological process: DNA-templated transcription; regulation of DNA-templated transcription. Gene Ontology annotation, molecular function: zinc ion binding; DNA binding; DNA-binding transcription factor activity, RNA polymerase II-specific. The coding region runs from base 1 to 2151 and encodes 716 amino acids. The record is from RefSeq and is a predicted model, not a curated record. The transcript has a single exon. Lineage: Eukaryota; Fungi; Ascomycota; Pichiomycetes; Serinales; Debaryomycetaceae.